CAAGUGAAAGUGUCCCGGAGUGCCGCAAAAUAUUGUCCGAAAAAAAGAGAUAAAUAUCCUUAAUUUCGAGUCCCAAAAAGUGGCCUGUAAGGUGUGAAUUCCCGCGGAGUUGGUUCCAAUCGAAUCCUUCAGGAUGCCGAGCUCGAGGCGUGCGAUUCUGAGGCACAUAUUGUCGGGAAUAUGCACCAAAAUGAACCGCACCAAGUCGGUGCCCACUGACGUCAUGGAGACACCGCUCAACCGAUGCCUCAACACCUUCGACAUCGCUCUACUGGGAAUUGGCCAUAUGGUCGGAGCUGGCAUCUACGUGCUGACCGGAACGGUGGCCAAGGAGAUGGCCGGACCUGGCAUCAUAUUGUCCUUCAUCCUGGCCGGAGUUAUUUCCAUGUUGGCCGCCCUUUGCUACGCGGAGUUCGGAACGCGGGUUCCCAAGGCGGGAUCCGCAUAUGUGUACACCUACAUUUCGAUGGGUGAGUUCUGGGCCUUCGUCAUCGGAUGGAACAUCCUGCUGGAGCACAUGUUGGGCGCAGCUUCGGUGGCCAGGGCCUGGAGUGGAUACGUGGACUCGAUGCUGGGUGGGUGGAUUGGCAACACGACGCUGGAGCUGACGGGUGGCAUCCAUGAGCCGGGAUUGGCUCAAUAUCCGGACAUCCUGGCCUUCUUGGUCUGCAUCGUUUAUGCGGCUGCCUUGGCCGGAGGAGUGAAGGCCACGGCAGUGUUUAACAGCCUGCUCACCCUGGUCAACAUAGCCGUAAUGAUCCUGGUGAUCAGCGUGGGAUUCUGGUAUGCGGAUAGCAAAAAUUGGUCGGAGGCGGAAGGAGGUUUCCUGCCCUACGGAAUCGGAGGAGUGAUUGCGGGUGCGGCCACCUGUUUCUAUGCCUUUGUGGGAUUCGAUUCGAUAGCCACGUCGGGUGAGGAGGCCAAGAACCCAUCGGUCUCCAUACCAGUGGCCACAGUGAUCUCUCUGUUUGUGGUGACUGUGGGUUAUAUCUUGGUGAGUGCCGCUUUGACUUUGAUGAUUCCCAUCAGCGAGAUCAAUCCGGCUGCCUCGUUGCCGGAGGCUUUUGGCCAACUGAAUCUUUCGUGGGCCAAGUACUUGAUUUCCAUUGGAGCACUUUGUGGAAUGACCACCACUCUUCUGGGUUCCCUGUUCGCCCUUCCCCGCUGCAUGUACGCCAUGGCCUCGGAUGGAUUGCUUUUCAGUUGCUUUGGAAAGAUUAACCCAACCACCCAAGUUCCCUUGCUGAAUCUUGUGGUUUCUGGAGUGAUGAGUGCCUGUCUGGCUUUGGUUUUUGAUCUGGCCAAACUGGUGGAGUUCAUGUCGAUUGGAACUCUGUUGGCCUACACCAUUGUGUCGGCCAGUGUGAUUAUCCUACGGUACAGACCCAUCGAGAGGCUCCACACCACCAUUAGAGUGCCAGCGGUGGCCGGAAGUCCAGAUGAUGACGAUGAUGAAGAUGAGGAGGAGGUUUCCCAGUCGAGCAUGGACACCUCCUCGCCCACCAGUGAGAUGAUCGAGGAAGUUCUGGCGGGCAGAUUGAAGUCCCAAUUCAGAUGUCUGGAACCUCUGCUCGGACGCUUUGAACCCGGAUCCGUGGUUUCCGUGGCCGUGAUGCUGUUUAUUUUCCUGAGCUUCGCCAUCUGUGUGGAGCUGAAGGUGUCGUGGACUCAACUCUAUACUGGAACCUGGUGGGCACUGAUCAUCUAUGGCUUCAUCAUCUUCGCAGCCAGCACUUGUGUGGCUGUGAUGGCGGUUCACAAUCAGAAUACCCGCGGAUUGGUCUUCAAAGUGCCCCUGGUUCCCUUCGUUCCCGCACUGGGAAUCUUCUGCAACAUCCUGCUGAUGGUCCAUCUGGAUGCCGUCACCUGGGUGCGGUUCUUCGUCUGGGUCUGCAUCGGAAUGGUGGUGUACUUCCUCUACGGAAUUCGCAACAGCAAAGAGGGCGAGGUCUGCUCAUCGUACUCAAUCCUGAUGACAACUUCGGAGGCAGGAAAAGUUCCAUGGGGUUCGUUUAAGGCAUCCUCCGGUGGCAAAAAGGGCAAUAAGCACUCGAUCUUCGAGAGAUUCACGGGUCGCAGCAAGGCGGAGGACAAGAAGUCCAUCGUAGAGGAGAGCGAAAACGAAACCUCUGGCUAUUCCUAAGUCAAUUCUUCCCAUUUGAAUUCCAAGCUUCAAUAGAUCAGAGUCUUAAAUCAAAACAAAUACCUUUUAAAAAACAAAGAAAGAUAAUUCGGUUGCAUCUCGUAUUUUUUACUUAAAGUUCUUUUGUAAAUAGCUAAAUCUGUAUAAUUUCCUCCCUGUGUAUUUAUUUGCUCAAAAACAAUCUGUUUUACAUUUUUUAAAAGCUUUGUAAAUCUUUUUUUUAUACUUAUACCAUUUAAAUCCCUGCAUAGGAUUUUCUAAACACACCCAAUUCCUAUAAAAACCCAACGUUGAACGAGACAUAUUGCAAAACUUAUGAUCGAGGAAAAUCUUGGCUUCUAUUAUGGCAAAGUACCUUUACCACAUAACAGUAUAUCUGUCUAUAGUGUAUUAUUCGAAAAACAAUACUUAUUGCAGAAAUGGUAUUACACAAAACAUAUUUACUCUGCAAACGUACAAAUAAAUCUAUUAAACGUUAUGCACACAUGGCAUUUGUUAAACAAUAGUACAUACAUAUAUGUCUUUAAAUACCUAUAUAUAUUUAUAACUGUGUAAAUAAACAUAUACAAUAUUAUAUAUUUGCAAAUAU
Drosophila ficusphila is the source of this 2732-nucleotide messenger RNA. Its product is annotated as cationic amino acid transporter 4. Gene Ontology annotation, biological process: amino acid transport; transmembrane transport. The record is from RefSeq and is a predicted model, not a curated record. The transcript has 2 exons. Bases 134 to 2143 code for a protein of 669 amino acids. Gene Ontology annotation, molecular function: amino acid transmembrane transporter activity. Lineage: Eukaryota; Metazoa; Arthropoda; Insecta; Diptera; Drosophilidae. Gene Ontology annotation, cellular component: plasma membrane.